Haliotis rubra (blacklip abalone) is the source of this 809-nucleotide messenger RNA. RefSeq names its product sodium- and chloride-dependent glycine transporter 1-like. The transcript has 4 exons. Bases 85 to 510 code for a protein of 141 amino acids. Gene Ontology annotation, cellular component: membrane. Lineage: Eukaryota; Metazoa; Mollusca; Gastropoda; Lepetellida; Haliotidae. Gene Ontology annotation, biological process: sodium ion transmembrane transport. The record is from RefSeq and is a predicted model, not a curated record.
GUGACUCAAUGCUAAUGUGUAUUUUAGGGUGGUAUAUAUGCAGUGACGCUGGUGGACUGGUACGCAUACUUUCCUUCUAUCGCCAUGUUCGCCAUGUUGGAGUGCAUUGUAGUUGGCUGGUGCUAUGGAACUGAGAGGCUGCAGGAAGACAUCACCAGCAUGUGGGGACAAAGACUCAAACGGUUUAUGGCCAUCGGUAUCAAGUUCGUGUGUCCUUUACUUCUGUUUGUGGUGUUCUGCUACUCUCUGUAUUCCUACCGGCCACCCAAGUACGGGGACUACAUCUAUCCCACAUGGGCAACAGUUGUGGGUUGGCUCAUAUCUUUGGCUUCACUCCUACCUCUACCCGUCGUCUUCAUCUGGACCAUCGUUAACAGACAUGAAACAACGCUUAAACAGAAACUAAAGAAAUCUCUGGAGCCCAAUGAAGACUGGGGUCUGACAGCCCGACAGGAGUGUUCCAGUGGAGUCUUACAACCAAUGGUAGAUGGUGAAUUAACACCCGUCUAAUCAGGAGACAUGUAUGUGAUUUGGUGACAACUUACAGAACAUUACAAAUGAAUUGAGAAGUGUGAAAAUGUUCCUGAACAUGAUUGGUGCCAUGACAUUUGCCUCAACGUUACUGAUGCCUGUAUGUUCUACUAGAACCUUACUUGUUAAUGAUGAAUGAAUGUUCCCUCCUAAGGGUGAGUUAAUAGUUUUACACCGCACUCAGCAAUAGUCAAGCUAUAUGGCGGCGGUCUGUAAAUAAUCGAGUCUGGACCAGACAAUCCAGUGAUCAACAACAUGAGCAUCGAUCUGCACAACUG